GGGCUUUUUGCGCGGGAAAAGGUAGGCGCUCUUGAGCUCUACUCAGUGUAGCUGGGGUCAGGUGUUUUCGCUGAGGCCGCUGUCCCCUUCGCACCGCUGCCUGCCAUGGGGCUUCUAGAACUGUGCGAAGAACUAUUCGGCACCGUCGACCUUUACCAAGUAUUGGGCGUGCGGCGCGAGGCCUCAGACAGCGAGGUCCGACGCGGCUAUCACAAGGUGUCCCUGCAGGUGCACCCGGAUCGGGUGGGCGAGGACGACAAGGAGGACGCCACUCGCCGCUUCCAGAUCCUUGGGAAGGUCUACUCCGUUCUGAGUGACAAAGAACAGAGAGCAUUAUACGAUGAACAGGGAACAGUGGACGAAGAUUCUGAUGUGCUCAGCCAAGACCGGGACUGGGAGGCCUAUUGGAGAUUACUCUUUAAAAAGAUAUCUCUGGAAGACAUUCAGGCUUUUGAGAAGACAUACAAAGGUUCUGAAGAAGAGCUGACUGAUAUUAAACAGGCCUAUCUGGACUUCAAGGGUGACAUGGAUCAGAUCAUGGAGUCUGUGCUGUGUGUGCAGUACACAGAGGAACCCAGGAUAAGGCACAUUAUUCAACAGGCCAUUGAUGCUGGAGAGGUACCGUCCUAUAAUGCCUUUGUCAAAGAAUCCAAGCAGAAGAUGAAUGCAAGGAAAAGGAGGGCUGAGGAAGAGGCUAAAGAAGCAGAAAUGAGCAGGAAGGAGUUGGGGCUUGACGAAGGAGUGGAUAACUUGAAAGCAGCCAUUCAGAGCAGACAAAAGGAUCGGCAAAAGGAAAUGGACAAUUUUCUGGCUCAGAUGGAAGCAAAGUACUGCAAACCUUCCAAACGAGGAGGGAAAAAAACGACUCUCAAGAAAGAAAAGAAAUAAUGGAAUAUUCUCUUCAAAAGUCCAUAGGUGUUACCUGAUGCCUUUGUAGGCAAGGUACAGUCAAGAUUUGAAGACAAAAGUGAACUCAACUCUUGAGAAAAGUUGUCUUUCAAGCCUAAAUUAUUUGGAUCAACUAUCUAAACCAAGUAGACUCUCUCAGCCUGGUCUUAGCAUAUCCUAGAAAUACGCUGACAUCCUGUGAGGUCCUCCUAUGGAGUUUGGUGGUGAUCACUGAGGGAGUGGGAGGGUGAAUGCUUCCUUGAGAGCACUUUUCCGUGUGUCUUCUGAAUAAGGAACUGUAUCUAGAAUGCAGAUCUGUCCCUACCACUUUUAGCAAUUGUUAUUUUGCCAUAUAGGAAUGAGCUUCAGGGUAUUCAGUGGUGUGUGUUUUUUAGGACAUGUACUCUACCUAGCCUUCAACACUUGCUGGACAUCUAUUUCCCAAAUACUUGCCAGUUUGCUUUCAGUCUUAAUGUUCUUGCAUAGGCCCUCUCUUUUUUAUUUUUCCUACUCAACUAAGUUUGGCACUCUUUGCUUGAGGUAUAUAGGAGAAACAGGUGUUCAGAUUACUUCAAGCACUUUUGUAAGAAUUGUACAAGAUUAAAUAAUCAAGUGAAAGAUGACUGUUAAGUUCCCGGGACUUUUUAAGUGAUCCCAAUAUGGUCAUUUAAAAGAUGAUUUAUUAAAUAUAUGAAUGGUGCUUAGGAUAAAAAAAGAGAGAAGAAAAGUAGUUCUAGCCAGUAUUGUAGCAGAUAGCCUGGUUUAAGUUGCAUAAAGAGAUGCUGUAAUCCUCUCUGUAACUGCUGAAUGUCCUUAGAAUCAGGUUACUGAGCUUGUCAGAACUUGUUUCCUCAUCUAUAAAAGGGUGAGGAAGCUAGGCUAAAUGACUUGUUAACUCUGACCUUGAAAGGCAAGCUGUCUUGAUCCAGUGGUUUGUUAUCAUGUACUAAUGGUAUUGAUUUGUGAGAACAGUACAGAGAUUUUCAUUUAUAUUUAGUAGAAUUGGUAUGAGUUCAUUAGAAUAUAUGAAAAUUUUUUAGAGACUGUUCAACUUAAAAUCUCUGAUUUGUAAGCUAAUAUAUUCAAUAUCAUAUGCAUAAAACAAGCCUUCUGUCACUGAGAGUCAUGUACAUAAUUUAUCUGAGGUAAGCAUAAGACACGUUUUCAGUUUGGAUAACAAAUAGAUUAAAAAAUACUCUUUUAAUUGUAUUAAAAAUACAGUUUAAUGUAGGUUGUUUGCUGUACCUGUCUUCAUAUGAUAGUAUUAGAACACUUUGAAAUAAUAAAUCCCAAGUUAUGA
Odocoileus virginianus texanus is the source of this 2188-nucleotide messenger RNA. It is a transcript of the gene DNAJC9, whose product is annotated as DnaJ heat shock protein family (Hsp40) member C9. Gene Ontology annotation, molecular function: heat shock protein binding. Gene Ontology annotation, cellular component: cytoplasm; nucleus. NCBI's taxonomy places the organism in Eukaryota, Metazoa, Chordata, Mammalia, Artiodactyla, Cervidae. The record is from RefSeq and is a predicted model, not a curated record.